Daphnia magna is the source of this 1377-nucleotide messenger RNA. RefSeq names its product probable glutamate receptor. NCBI's taxonomy places the organism in Eukaryota, Metazoa, Arthropoda, Branchiopoda, Diplostraca, Daphniidae. Gene Ontology annotation, cellular component: membrane. The record is from RefSeq and is a predicted model, not a curated record. Gene Ontology annotation, molecular function: glutamate-gated receptor activity.
AUGAGGACGGUUCUUUGGAUUGGCUUUGCAAUCCUGUCGAUUGUCCCGUGCUCCUGCCGCAAAAUCAAUAACCAUCUUCGCAUCGCGUCUUAUUUCAAUCCUCUCGCUAAUUUAUCGGGUGUGCCUGUCAAUAAAAUCGGAGUGAUUGAGUAUUACCUGCUCGACAUGCUCGCGCAAUACCUGAACUUUACGUACGAAAUCCACGUUCCCUCUGACGUUCCUCAGUUGGGCUCACCUGACCAAACCAAAGGCAACGGCUCCUGGACGGGAGUGCUGGGCCAACUUGUGCGCGACGAAGUGGACAUGUCCAUUUCAUUUGGUCCAUCGUUUUAUUCCAGACAUUUGAUUGUCGACGUUAGCGUAUCAAUCAUCCUUGACGACAUAUCGAUUGUGGUGCCCUAUCCGCAGCAAGAUACCAAUGCAGCAGGUUAUCUUUAUGCUUUCGAUCUUGCGACAUGGAUAACUAUGAUCCUAUCGUUUUCGUGCGGAUCUUUGGCAAUUUGGGUUGUGGCUCUGGUCCAAAAAAAAGGAGAACAGAAUCUACCAACAAUACUAAUGUUUAUCACCGCAGUUAGUUUAGGACAAGGAGGAUAUCUCAAACAAUACUCACAAUAUUCAUCAGCUUCACGGUUGAUCCAAGGCGCUGUCCUUCUCGCAUUGCUAGUGGUGUCGUACUCGUUCUGUGGAUUCGUCACAUCAAUGAUAACCAGCCCUAGAUACGAAUUCGUUGUUCGUUCUAUCGAAGACGUGGUGGAAAAUGAAAAUAUCCGGCCACUCAUCAUUAAAGAAUCGAGCACGCAGGUCGAAUUUGAGGAUUCGAGUAACCCAAUUUUUCAAGAGGCAUAUAAGCGUAUAAAAGCUAAUCCAAAGCUACUCAUUCCAUCAUCGAGUGAAUUCGUCGAUGUCUUAUUAAGCAAUCCACACGAUGUUUUAAUUAUGUCUAAUCUUUUAGCAGACUCUGAAAUCGAGAAGGACUUCAAGAGACACAGAGUUUGUCGCGCCACCGUCCUCCCCAAAGUUGUGAACGACAGAACAAACAGUUUGUUUCUCCAAAAAGAUAGCCCCUACACUGCGACCAUUAAUAGACUAUUGCUGUUGUUAAGGCAGGCAGGCCUGUCAGACUAUUUGGACACUACUUACGAUACAUUCGCGUCUAGAUGUUACAUUAACGAACGCAAAUUGAGAAGCAGCAAACGUGAUCGCCGAACGUCCCCAUUGACUCUUUACGACCUCCGAGGCAUUUUUCGCACGUUUGCGUAUCUAUUUCUUUGCUGUUUUAUUGCGUUUCUAUGCGAACUGAUCGUUGGCAAAUGCUGCCAGUUCCUUUGUCGGAGUGUUUGAUUCAGUGGUACUUUAAUAAGGAAAUGAUCGUAAGUA